Anopheles arabiensis is the source of this 1371-nucleotide messenger RNA. Its product is annotated as N-acetyltransferase 9-like protein. The transcript is spliced from 4 exons. Gene Ontology annotation, molecular function: N-acetyltransferase activity. The record is from RefSeq and is a predicted model, not a curated record. Lineage: Eukaryota; Metazoa; Arthropoda; Insecta; Diptera; Culicidae. Gene Ontology annotation, biological process: protein acetylation. The coding region runs from base 137 to 760 and encodes 207 amino acids.
UGUUUGUGUUUUUUUGUGCGUGUGCGUGAAAAAAUACGUAAACAGUGCACAUCUGUUUCGAAGUUUUUCUACCAAAAAGUGUUAGUUUUAAUAUUUAUUCAUCUAAUUAAGGAUUCUGAAUCAUCUUGAUGGUACUAUGAAGCUGAACGAACAUCUGCAGAUCAUCGGCACUAACGUUAUACUGGUACCGUACGAGAGUAAGCAUGUUGAGAAAUAUCACCAGUGGAUGAAGAGCGAAGAGCUGCAGGAGCUAACCGCAUCCGAACCACUUACCCUGGAGGAGGAGUACCAAAUGCAGGCCAGCUGGCGUAAUGAUGAGGACAAAUGCACCUUUCUCAUUCUCGAUCGUCAGCGGUACGAAGAUACAAAGGACGAAAUCGGCGCACUGGUCGGUGACACGAACAUCUUCAUCCAAUCCCACCCCGAAGCAGAGGACGAACAGCCGCAGACCGAUCGGUUAGCGGGUGAAAUUGAAAUUAUGAUCGCCGAACCGACGGCACGGGGGAAACGGUACGGCUGGGAAGCUACACUGUUGAUGCUGCUGUUCGGGGUGGAACGAUUGCAGCUUCAGCACUACCUAGCGAUCACAAAGGACACAAACGCGAAAGCGAUGCGCAUGUUCGAGCGGAUGCAAUUUCGAGAAACCAAGCGUACUGCCAUCUUUCAGGAGGUUAGCUUCGAAAGACCUGUUCAGGAUGAUUGGAUAAGUUGGAUGAAAGAUCAGGCAGGAUCGUACACGAUCGUACCCUAUCCGGGUUAGGGACAGAAGUACUGUUACAAUUUUCGGUUGAAACAUGUUUCCAACUUACACGGCCAUUGUUUGCUUGGUAGCAAAAGAGUUGUUGUUUUAUUCUUGUUACGCACGGUCGCCCGUCUUUCGGCAUCUCUUCGGUCUGUUGCUUUUCGCACGACCAUCUUCUGCACAGAAUAGUGCAUCAUCCUGUACUACGGAUUUGUUCUAAUAUUUAGCUAUUUUUGGCAAAUUAUUGUAGUUCCUUUUCGUUACCGUUUGUCGUUCCUACAUGCGCCACUUUCGAAAUAUAACUCUCACUUACUUAGUGCUAGGUAUUACACGCUACUACUAUUCGCUUCCGUACAGCUUCAAAAGUGUUGUAUAUACGCACACGAUGUUUUACUCGUAAUCCGUCCGCUCUCUACUUCCGGGCUUGAAUCAAUGUAGUAGUUUUGUGUAAAUUGUUUGUGAGGGGGGGGGGGCAUAUUUCGAUCCGGUUUUUUAGUGUUGCUUGUUUGUGUGAUUAUUGUAGUUCGUUCCUUCCUCCUUUCGCUUACAUUCUCACCACGUUUGGGUUUACAAUUCUUCGUCAAUAAAACAAAGUCAUUUGAGCAGAGUAUCGUGUGACGUGAUCUUCA